AUGGGAGAUUACAUUAAAGCCUUAAUUGAAACCUAAGUCAUAGGAGCAUUUAGAGUUGCAUUAACAAUGCCUUUAGAACAUGUGUUAGACAGAAUAAAGACUUAUAAACAAUCUAAAUAAGGAAUAACUUAUAUAUAAGUAAAAUAGUUGAUUUAAUCUUUAGAGUUAUUUAGACAUCAAAGGAGCAAGAGGAUUGAUAGGUUUAUAUGAUGGCUUUUAUCCAAGCUUUCUGAGAAAUAUGGUGAAACAAUAUUAUAGAUGGCCUNAACCUAAACCAGAUGCAUAAACUAUAGAAUUUGAAUCAAUUGUUAUAUUAGAUUUAUUAGCAUAAACACCUAUACUACUUCCAUAUAAUUAUGUAUUUUACAAUAAUACUUCAUCAGAUGCUAUACCAAGAGUGAAAUUCUCAUCUAAAUUAAUUGGAAUUCUCUAAAAUGAUUUUAUGUCUAUAAUUGAACUUUUAUUACAAUAGCCUUAGUUACAUUGA
Messenger RNA from Paramecium pentaurelia, 487 nucleotides. NCBI's taxonomy places the organism in Eukaryota, Ciliophora, Oligohymenophorea, Peniculida, Parameciidae. The record is from the annotation of a GenBank genome assembly.